This is a messenger RNA of Rhizopus microsporus ATCC 52813, 303 nucleotides long. RefSeq lists its product as uncharacterized. NCBI's taxonomy places the organism in Eukaryota, Fungi, Mucoromycota, Mucoromycetes, Mucorales, Rhizopodaceae. The transcript has a single exon. The coding region runs from base 1 to 303 and encodes 100 amino acids. The record is from RefSeq and is a predicted model, not a curated record.
AUGAAACAUACUGAACAGAAAAGCCAUUUUGAUGGCACUAACAUAACAAGGGUUCCAAUUAUAUGGCAAAACUUGAAGCGUACUGCUAGCGAAACCUCUGAGAAUCCUCCCUUAAAAAGACCACGGCUUAUACCAGAAUCUCCUGAACUCUUAUACAACAGCUUCUUCCGUUCUAUUCAUGAUUAUAUAAAGGCCACUGUUGACUCCACUACUAAAAAAAGCAAAAGUGUGGAAAGGGAUCUGAACAAGUUGGAACAAAAGUUGCUCAAUAUCAAAACCUUACCAAGAGGUGUCUUGACAUAA